AUUUACGUCAAUGUCGUCAACAAAGGCAAAGUGCGUUUUACUUCCGUAGAGGUUAUGUUUACAAUAUAAUGGUGUGUUAGUUCUAUUCUUUGUCCCCUUAUCAUUUUUUUGUUCGAUGCUUUGUUAAGAGAAAUUUCAAUUUAAAUUCAUUAAAAUGGUAAUUGCCUAAAACAUUAGUCGUGUCGCAACACUCAGAUAUCACGCAGCAAGAUGUCCUUUAUCAUAGUUAGAACUAAACCAUUAUUUUACCGCAUAAUAUCAUUCAGAAGCUACGUGUCAGUUUCCCGGGGAAAAACGACGCUCAGUUCAAGGUUGUCGCUCACGACAGCUGUCAAAAGAGAUAUCAGUACCAAGGAAUCUUCGAGUAGUUCUCAAUGGCAGACGAUAUUCACUCGAUUCCUGCCGGUGGGAAUCUGCCUGAUAGCGGUUAUGCAAUGGCGGGCGUUCAGGAGGCGGCAGAAAAGCCUCGAAUCCUACACUGCCAGUAAAUGGGAGAUUAGCUGUUAUUGUCUGUUGCCCCUGAGGACGGUGUCCAGGUGCUGGGGAUACAUAGCAGAUAUAAAACUGCCCGAAGUACUGAGGCCGCCCGUAUACAAACUCUACUCGACCGUGUUCGACGUGGAUCUCUCCGAAGCGGCCGCCGACGAUCUGCGAACCUACCCCAGUCUGGCGGACUUUUUCGCCAGAUCGCUCAAGGAGGGCGUCAGGAAGAUCGACGCCGCCAGCAGCAUCGUGGCGCCUUGUGACGGGACGGUCCUCCAUUUCGGGACUGUCGAUACCGAGCAAGUCGAACAAGUGAAAGGCGUGACGUAUUCGUUGAGAGACUUCCUGGGCGAGCAAACGCCGAAAGCUAAAAACGUGUGCAACGGGGACUUCAAGACUGCUUUGUUGGAACGACCUCACGAAGGGAACAGGCUGUAUCAAUGCGUUAUAUAUUUAGCUCCGGGUGAUUACCAUAGGUUUCAUUCACCUGUCGAGUGGAAACCGACGCACCGUAGACACUUCUCGGGCAAAUUGCUGUCGGUUAAUCCGAGCAUAGCCAGUUGGUUACCGGGGUUAUUUGCGAUGAACGAAAGAGCCGUAUACCUCGGCGAAUGGGAGCACGGAUUUUUCUCUUACACAGCAGUGGGUGCUACGAAUGUAGGUACGGUGCGAGUGUACUUCGACAAGACGCUGCAAACGAACAAGCCGUUCAAAGGGAAGAAGUACAAGGAGGUGUGCUUGGGCAACAAGGUGGAUUUGAAGAGGGGCGAAAUUAUGGGGGAGUUUCGGAUGGGUUCGACCAUCGUUUUGAUAUUCGAGGCGCCGGAUAAUUUUCAGUUUUCGAUAGCGCCGGGGGCCAAGGUCAAAAUGGGGCAGAGUCUGGGCACCACGGAACGCAAGAAUUUCGUACUAAGGCUAACUCAAGAGAGAAUUUUUGUUAAUAAUGGGAGAUGACUUAAUUUAUUUUAAGAUUACUGUUUAUUGUAUUAAAUCAAUGUGAUAUUUUAUAUUAAAAUAAAGAAAAGUUACAGUACUCUA
Molecule: messenger RNA, 1521 nt
Organism: Phyllotreta striolata
Lineage: Eukaryota; Metazoa; Arthropoda; Insecta; Coleoptera; Chrysomelidae
Source: the annotation of a GenBank genome assembly